Messenger RNA from Trichoderma aggressivum f. europaeum, 1776 nucleotides. RefSeq lists its product as uncharacterized. Gene Ontology annotation, cellular component: microtubule; cytoplasm. Gene Ontology annotation, biological process: microtubule cytoskeleton organization; mitotic cell cycle. NCBI's taxonomy places the organism in Eukaryota, Fungi, Ascomycota, Sordariomycetes, Hypocreales, Hypocreaceae. The coding region runs from base 1 to 1776 and encodes 591 amino acids. The transcript has 7 exons. Gene Ontology annotation, molecular function: GTP binding; GTPase activity; structural constituent of cytoskeleton. The record is from RefSeq and is a predicted model, not a curated record.
AUGCGUGAGAUUGUUCACAUCCAGACCGGCCAGUGCGGUAACCAAAUCGGUGCCGCCUUUUGGCAGACCAUCUCUGGCGAGCACGGUCUCGACAGCAAUGGUAUCUAUGGAGGCUCUUCCGAGCUCCAGCUCGAGCGCAUGAACGUCUACUUCAACGAGGCCAACAACAACAAGUAUGUUCCUCGCGCUGUCCUCGUCGACCUUGAGCCCGGCACCAUGGACGCCGUCCGUGCCGGUCCUUUCGGUCAGCUCUUCCGACCCGACAACUUCAUCUUCGGCCAGUCCUCUGCCGGCAACAACUGGGCCAAGGGUCACUACACCGAGGGCGCCGAGCUCGUCGACAACGUCCUUGACGUGAUCCGCCGUGAGGCCGAAGGCUGCGACUGCCUCCAGGGCUUCCAGAUCACCCACUCCCUCGGCGGUGGUACCGGAUCUGGUAUGGGUACUCUCUUGAUCUCCAAGAUCCGCGAGGAGUUCCCCGACCGAAUGAUGGCCACCUUCUCCGUCAUGCCGUCCCCCAAGGUGUCCGACACCGUCGUUGAGCCCUACAACGCCACUCUCUCUGUCCACCAGCUGGUCGAGAACUCUGACGAGACCUUUUGCAUUGACAACGAGGCUCUCUACGACAUCUGCAUGCGCACCCUGAAGCUGUCGAACCCUGCCUACGGUGACCUGAACUACCUCGUCUCCGCUGUCAUGUCCGGCAUCACCACCUGUCUGCGAUUCCCCGGUCAGCUCAACUCUGAUCUGCGUAAGCUGGCUGUGAACAUGGUUCCUUUCCCCCGUCUCCACUUCUUCAUGGUCGGUUUCGCUCCCCUGACGAGCCCCGGCGCUCACUCCUUCCGUGCCGUCACCGUGCCGGAACUCACCCAGCAGAUGUUCGACCCCAAGAACAUGAUGGCUGCUUCCGACUUCCGCAACGGUCGCUACCUGACCUGCUGCUCCAUCUUCCGUGGCAAGGUCGCCAUGAAGGAGGUUGAGGACCAGAUGCGAAACGUGCAGAACAAGAACUCCACCUACUUCGUUGAGUGGAUCCCCAACAACAUCCAGACUGCCCUUUGCGCCAUCCCUCCCCGUGGCCUGAAGAUGUCGUCUACCUUUAUUGGUAACUCCACCUCCAUCCAGGAGCUGUUCAAGCGUGUCGGCGAGCAGUUCAGCGCCAUGUUCCGUCGCAAGGCUUUCUUGCACUGGUACACUGGUGAGGGUAUGGACGAGAUGGAGUUCACCGAGGCCGAGUCCAACAUGAACGACUUGGUGUCUGAGUACCAGCAAUACCAGGAGGCCGGUAUUGACGAGGAGGAGUACGAGGAUGAGGCUCCUGCCGAGCACGAUGAGGAUGGCUGGUCCCAAUGUAGACGGAAGCUGGAUAUCAAUCAAUCACGGAUCGAGUAUCUACUCGGCUUAGGUGCAGAUCCCAACGUCCAAGGGGGAGAUCACGGAACGGCCCUGCAGGCAGCGGCGUGGUCUGGCCAAGCUGAAUCUGUCAAGCUUUUGAUCGAGAAAAGGGCUCUUGUUAAUGGACGAGGUGGUAAGUAUGGGAGUGCAUUAAACGCUGCUAUCAUCAUGGACUACUGGAAUAUUGUCAAGAUGUUGCUUGAGAAUGGUGCAACGCCGGACUUUCACUGGCGGGAUGAGAUGGACGAGGAUUGGCUGGCCGAGAUUCAGAAAGAACAUGGGCGAGGGGCUGUAGAAAAGUAUGGGAAGUUCUGGGAAGUGGAAAGGAGGAAGUCAUCUAGAAUAAACCCAGAUAACAACAUAGGGAUGAAAAAGGCUUGA